AUGUGUUCAAGACAAAUAGUAUCGUUGACUCAGCGUCUUUUUCCCAAAAAUAGCUUGCUAGUUUUGCUAGCACCUCAGAUUGAUUCUCAAGGUUUUCUGAGUUUAUUUUGUCGCCCUCCAUCUGCCAUAUCUUACAUGUUCGGGAUGACCUCAGCGGCAUGCGUUGACAUCCUUCCAAGUUAUAUAGGCGCUACCCACCUCAGGGUCGUUUUCCUCUCGCCCUGCAGUCUUCAAUACUAA
Molecule: messenger RNA, 240 nt
Organism: Laccaria bicolor S238N-H82
Lineage: Eukaryota; Fungi; Basidiomycota; Agaricomycetes; Agaricales; Hydnangiaceae
Exons: 3
Coding region: 1-240 (79 amino acids)
Source: RefSeq, a predicted model, not a curated record